AUGCUGGAAAUCAGAUCGAGUAUGUCGGAUUCUGAAAAGGAGAAAAUUGAAAUCGAAAACCGAAAACGACGUGUGAAACUGACAAAGAAAUUGGUGAAAGAUAAGCGCAGGCAGUCGUCAGUUACUAAUGAUCGUAGUAGUGAUGAAGAAGAUGAAGAAGAGCAACGAAAAGCAGAACAAGCUAAAAGAGUCAAAAUGCAGAUGAGUCAAGUUCUGAAGAAAACCAGACAAGAUAUGGCAAAAGAAGAGAACGAUCGUAAAAGGGAGGCUGAAAUUGCUCAGAAGGUUCGGGAAGAGCUUCGAUACAUUGAAGUUCAAGAGAGACGGGAACGAGAACGUGCGAAGCAAAAGCAGACCGACAUUCCUCUUCCGCCUUCUGAUUCCCCUUGA
This is a messenger RNA of Caenorhabditis remanei, 390 nucleotides long. RefSeq lists its product as uncharacterized. Lineage: Eukaryota; Metazoa; Nematoda; Chromadorea; Rhabditida; Rhabditidae. The transcript is spliced from 3 exons. Bases 1 to 390 code for a protein of 129 amino acids. The record is from RefSeq and is a predicted model, not a curated record.